UGUGACUCUACCUACCUCCCUCUUCGAGUUUUGGUGACUUUCUACAUUUGUUGCUGCCUCUUCUACCAUUGCUUUGUCUCUCAAUCCUGAUACACUAGUGUACGAUCAGGAGCAGACUAACCUCUCCUCUCAUCUUCAGAGUACCGGACAUGGCUGGAGCAGAAAUCACCCUGAACAGGAAAUCUCAUCUCCCAUAUUUCAAUAAGAUGAAGAUUUUAUUUGUGCUUCUCUUGCCUUUUGUCCUCUAUAUAUACUUGCUGCUGCGUGUUAAGGGGUUUGACAGACGACUCCUGUUACCUCCCAAACCAAGAUUACAUGAUCCAAGAAGAGCUACUGAAGCAAAAGUCAAUGAAAUAUUGCAAGCGCUAAAAAGACACAUACCUACAGUAAAUCAAACUCAACUGGAACUCACCAGCAGUGGCGAACACAGCCUGGUCACCUUAAUGAACCCGAAGGAGAAUUACUGUGUGGGAGAGAUCCUCAGUGUCCGAGUGGAAAUGAAUGACUACCAGGGCAAACCCAAGACAUACGGGGGAGAUUUCAUUCUGGCUCGGAUCCAUUCUCCAGAGCUGCAAGCAGGAGCGGCGGGCGUGCCUGAGGAUUUCAACAACGGGACCUACCGCGUCAACUUCACUUUGUUUUGGCCGGGCAGCGUGAAGGUUUCGGUGCUUCUGAUACAUUCAAGCGAGGUGGUCUCGAUGUUAUCACGAGCUAAAGAGUAUUGCAAUAAUAAAUUUAUUUUCACAGGCACCUUUCAUAACAGUACGCUACAGGAGACAUCUAUAUGCGACAUUCAUCUGAGCACAAAUGAAACCGUCUGUAAAUUCAAGGACAAGGGGAACCAGGAAUCAUUUUCCUGUUUCAAACCUAAAACAUUGCCGUGUGAGACCCUGAAUUACACAACAUCAAGGAACGGCGAAACGUCCUGUCUAACCGACGCUGAGAACGAGCUUCUAAAGAGGUCUACGGUUGGCGUGACAAUCCAAAAUAAUUUCAAAGACAUUACAGUGGUUACCUGUAAAGAUCGUGUUCCUCAAGCUGCUGGGAAGUGUGAGCUGGGAAUGAGCUCUCUUAUCCCCAGUGGAUUUUUCCAUUCAGACCGGUGGAGUUCUUCCUAUUGCAGAAUGAGCAGCUUCCAAAAUGUGAGCGACAUGAACCAGUGCCUUCAGGGGAAACAGUUUUACCUGCGGGGGGACUCGACAAUGCGCCAGUGGAUUGAAUAUUCCACAUUCAAACUAAACGAGCUGAAGUACACAGGUAAAACAGAGAUCUAUGAACCCAAGCUUGCUGUUGACAAGACGAGAGGCAUAACCAUGUUCUGGAAGAUGCAUGGAUUCCCUUGCAUUUCAUAUGCACCAUGCUUUACGGUUGGUGGGAGCUAUAUUGUUGAAGAGCUGGACAGACUCGCUGGAGGGGAGAACACUGUUGUAGCUAUCUGUAUGGGUCAGCACCUGCGUCCUUUCAGCUUGAAGUUCUACGUUACAAGGAUGAUGAACAUCAAGCAGGCUGUCGCAAGACUUCUUCAGAGAAGCCCAUCGACCAGGGUGUUUGUUAAAUCAGAGAACACCAGAGAAUUCAACUCUGAUAUGAUCUGGGCGAGUGACUGGCACGGUCACCUCCACAACCUGGCUCUGAGGGAGGUGUUUCGGGGGGUGAAAGUGGGGUUCAUUGAUGCUUGGGACAUGACUGUAGCUGCAAACUCAUUCUCCGUUCACCCAAACAGGAAUAUCAUUCAUAAUCAAAUUGCUUUGUUUUUGUCCUACCUGUGUGGUCCAAGUGUUUAGCUGGGAGUCUUUGUGUGAUUGGUGCUUUGAUGUAACUGUUCUAAUCAUCAUGUCUAAAUGGGGGUAGAGCCACAAUCUAGACUUGUGAAAUAUAUGGUGCUUAAAUGUUGAAUUCCCAAAAAAUCUGAGUUAGGCAGAAAUAAAUGUAUAGGGGAUAAACCAAUGGCAUAGCUAGGAAUGGAAAUUUGGGUGGGCCCCAACUUCAGGUGGACAAGGUCUGACCUCACCGGAAAUAGCCGGGCUGAGCUCCUGGUGCCUUCAAACCAAAACUAAAAUCGCAGCUGUGAGGAGCAUACCUCGUUUGCAGCUAAACAUGGCUGUCUUCGUUUUCACUGCAUUCUCUAAACAAAGAUAUUGCGUUGGCCGCCAGACAAAACAGCAUUUUUUAAAACGGCCUUGAGUGACAAAUUCGGCAACAUUGUUCACGUUUUGUAAAACUUUUAAAAUUAUGUUGACACGCUAAUGAAGCAAUUUCCAUA
This is a messenger RNA of Polyodon spathula (Mississippi paddlefish), 2263 nucleotides long. RefSeq names its product NXPE family member 1-like. The record is from RefSeq and is a predicted model, not a curated record. Bases 150 to 1784 code for a protein of 544 amino acids. The transcript has 5 exons. NCBI's taxonomy places the organism in Eukaryota, Metazoa, Chordata, Actinopteri, Acipenseriformes, Polyodontidae.